Amaranthus tricolor (Joseph's coat) is the source of this 1725-nucleotide messenger RNA. Its product is annotated as tubby-like F-box protein 7. The record is from RefSeq and is a predicted model, not a curated record. The transcript has 4 exons. Lineage: Eukaryota; Viridiplantae; Streptophyta; Magnoliopsida; Caryophyllales; Amaranthaceae. The coding region runs from base 334 to 1458 and encodes 374 amino acids.
GAAUAAAUCAUCCAUAUUCCAACAUUAGAUUCACCAAACCACUAAAAAAAGGAUAAAAAUACUCAAGAAUGAGCAUAAAAGUCUUGUCCAUUUGGCAUUAUUUAUAAUUUCUUUUUUGUGAAAACAAACCCAAUUCAAAUUAGUCUUCUCUUUAACGUUUCCCUUUGAUCUACUCUUGCGGUUAGCCGGUUACCCAAUCAGGUCGGGAAGUUUAUCUCCAGUCUCAUUCCAAAAAUUCUUACUCUCUUUCUCUCUCUACUUAUUUGUGGUCGCCAUAACCAAUUCUUUCACUUUCUCUCACCUCUUCUCUUCCAUGAUCGCUACUAUCUUGUGAUGUCUCUUACCAGAUCAUUUCUCUCUAGGCGUUCUUCUUCUAUUCGUUGUUUUUCUCUCUCUUCCAAAUCUCAGCGGGACCCACACCCGCCAUUUACGAUACCUUCUCCAGAUUUCGCUGAUGCGGAUGAAGAUAGAUGGUCUUCUUUGUUGCCGGAGCUUCUAGCUGAUAUCAUAGCUCGUGUUGAAUCAUCUGAAGAUAAAUGGCCUUCUCGUCGAAACGUCGUCGUAUGUGCUUGUGUUUGUAAAAGAUGGAGAGAUGCUACAAGGGAGAUUGUUAAGUCUCCUCUUUCUACUGGAAAAAUCACUUUUCCUUCUUGCCUUAAACAGCCUGGGCCACGCGAUCUCCCUCUACAGUGUUUAAUAAAGCGGGACAAGAGAAAUUCUACGUUCUACCUCUAUCUCUCUGUAUCACCAUCAUCAUUUUCAGAAAAGGGGAAAUUUCUCUUAGCUGCUAGGAGAUAUAGGCGUGGUGCCCACAUUGAGUAUAUUAUAUCACUUGAUGUUGAUGAUCUAUCACAAGGAAGUCAAGCAUAUGUUGGAAAAUUAAGCUCGGACUUUCUUGGUACAAACUUCACAAUAUAUGAUAGUCUGCCACCCCAUGAUGGAGCAAAACCAUCUAGUAGCAGAUCUACUCGUCGAUUUGCAAGCAAACAGAUAAGCCCCCAAGUUCCUGCUGGUAAUUUUGAAGUUGGGAACGUGUCAUACAAAUUUAACCUCUUGAAAUCAAGGGGGCCGAGAAGGAUGAUGUGUUCCCUUAAGUGUCCUGGACCACCUGGACAGACCGCUGUGGAUCAGACAGAGGAUAGCAAGUCCAAGUUAGCCAACUUGGAUUCUAGUUGUACUAUUCUGAGGAAUAAAGCGCCAAGGUGGCAUGAGCACUUGCAAUGCUGGUGCUUAAAUUUUCAUGGUCGGGUAACAGUAGCUUCAGUGAAGAACUUUCAACUUAUAGCAACAUUUGAUCAAAGUCAACCGGAUGGUAAAGGUGAUGAAGAGGUAGUCCUCCUUCAGUUUGGGAAAGUUGGAGAUGACACUUUCACCAUGGAUUAUCGUCAGCCACUUUCAGCCUUCCAAGCAUUUGCAAUUUGCCUAACUAGCUUUGGUACGAAACUUGCGUGUGAGUGAAUUGCCUUCGGUUUAUGUAUUCAUGAAAUGGGCCUCCAUUAAGUAUGUUUAAGUGAAACGUUGUUUGCCAAUUAUCGACCAAAGGAAAAAGGUAAAGUGUAACGUUUUUCGCCAAUUAUCAACCAAAGGAAAAGCUACAAGAAUGAUGUGCAAGAUUUGUUGCUCACUGUCCGCAAAUAUGUAUUUUCCCUGCUACUUUUGCUUAAGUUAGAUGAAUGGAUUAUGUACAUGUAUAUGCCAGAUAUUGCAACUUGUAUCUGUUUUCUC